Messenger RNA from Nematocida homosporus, 225 nucleotides. Its product is annotated as immediate early response 3-interacting protein 1. The record is from RefSeq and is a predicted model, not a curated record. The transcript has a single exon. Gene Ontology annotation, cellular component: COPII-coated ER to Golgi transport vesicle; Golgi membrane; endoplasmic reticulum membrane. Gene Ontology annotation, biological process: endoplasmic reticulum to Golgi vesicle-mediated transport. Lineage: Eukaryota; Fungi; Microsporidia. The coding region runs from base 1 to 225 and encodes 74 amino acids.
AUGUUCGGAAUUCUAACUAUUGUUUAUAUCUUAGUACUUCUUGGCAAUGCCUUCUGCAUCCUUAAUGAAGAGCGAUUCUUAAACAAUCUUGGUAUCAGCAAAAAGAGCAAGUAUCCUGCCUUACAACAACUUGCUGACCUUAUCAAAACAGUCAAAACCGUAUUUAUCAUUCCCUUAAUCUUCGCCAACUCACUCUUCAUGGUCUAUGAAGUACUUCUCGGCUAA